This is a messenger RNA of Trichobilharzia regenti, 555 nucleotides long. NCBI's taxonomy places the organism in Eukaryota, Metazoa, Platyhelminthes, Trematoda, Strigeidida, Schistosomatidae. The record is from the annotation of a GenBank genome assembly.
CCUGGAGAGAAUCAAACAAGCCCUAGAUGAAAAACUUCGUCCGGAACAGGCCGGAUUCAGGAGAAACAAAUCAUGUAUUGAUCAAAUCGCCACUCUACGGAUCAUCAUUGAACAAAGCUUGGAAUGGCAGUCACCUCUCUAUCUCAACUUCAUCGACUUUGAAAAGGCCUUCGACAGCGCAGCGUCGAUCGAGAGGUCAUUUGGAAACUACUUCGCUACUACGGGGUCCCAUCGACAAUUAUACACCUCAUCCAACAGUUAUACGACAAUGCUGCAUGCCAAGUAAUCCACAACGGGAAACUUACGGAAGCCUUCGAAGUGAGGACGGGAGUGAGGCAAGGCUGUCUACUAUCACCAAUGAUCUUCCUGAUUGCAAUUGAUUGGAUAAUGCGACAGACAACGGCAACCAACGAGGGAACAGGCAUAAAAUGGACUGACACAAAAGACUUGGAGGAUCUGGAUUUCGCCGAUGAUAUAUGUCUGAUUUCCCACAAACUGGAAGAUAUGCAAGUGAAAAGUAACAAGUUGGCAGAAGAAGCAUCAAAGAUAGGACUU